Messenger RNA from Mesoplodon densirostris (Blainville's beaked whale), 2038 nucleotides. RefSeq names its product proline dehydrogenase 1 (gene PRODH). Gene Ontology annotation, molecular function: FAD binding; proline dehydrogenase activity. The coding region runs from base 1 to 1803 and encodes 600 amino acids. The transcript has 14 exons. Gene Ontology annotation, cellular component: mitochondrion. Lineage: Eukaryota; Metazoa; Chordata; Mammalia; Artiodactyla; Ziphiidae. The record is from RefSeq and is a predicted model, not a curated record.
AUGAGUCUUAGGCGAACCUUCCCCGUGCUACGCUCCGCCCUCUGCCGCCGAGCCCCGCUGUCUACAGCGCCGGCGACCCGCGAGCAGCACGCCGAGGGCCUGGAAGCCGUGCGGGGGCGCGGGGCGGCCGAGGCCGCGCGGCCGCCAGUGCCCGCCGUGGACUUCGGCAACACGCAGGAGGCGUACCGGAGCCGGCGCAGCUGGGAGCUGGCGCGUAGCCUGCUGGUGCUGCGCCUUUGCGCCUCGCCCGCGCUGCUGGCGCGCCACGAGCAGUUGCUCCGUCUUGCCAGGAGACUUCUGGGGCAAAGGUUGUUCGACAGACUGAUGAAGAUGACCUUCUACGGGCAGUUUGUGGCUGGUGAGGACCAGGAGUCCAUCCGGCCCCUGAUCCAGCACAACAGGGCCUUUGGUGUGGGCUCUAUCCUGGACUACGGUGUGGAGGAGGACCUGACCCCCGAGGAGGCCGAACACAAGGAGAUGGAGUCCUGUACCUCAGCAUCGGAGAGGGAUGGCCAUGGCACCAGUAAGAGGGAGAAGCAGUUCCAGGCCCACCGGGCAUUCGGAGACCGCAGGAAUGGUGUUGUCAGCGCCCGCACCUACUUCUACGCCAACGAGGCCAAGUGUGACAGCCAUAUGGAGACGUUCCUGCGCUGCAUCGAGGCUUCAGGUGGAGCCAGCGAGGAUGGCUUCUCAGCCAUUAAGCUCACCGCACUGGGGAGACCCCAGUUUCUGCUGCAGUUCUCAGAUGUGCUGACCAAGUGGAGACGGUUCUUCCACCAAAUGGCUGCAGAGCAGGGCAAGGCCGGGCUGGCUGCCAUGGACACGAAGCUGGAGGUGGCUGCACUGCAGGAAAGCGUGGCGAAGAUGGGCAUCGCGUCCCAGAUGGAAAUUGAGAACUGGUUCACUGUGGAGACCCUUGGCGUGUCCGGCACCCUGGACCUGCUGGACUGGGGCAGCCUCAUUGACAGCAGGACCGAGCUCUCCAAGCACCUGGUGGUCCCCAACAUGCAGACAGGACAGCUGGAGCCUCUGCUGUCGCGGUUCACUGAGGAGGAGGAACAGCAGAUGACGAGGAUGCUGCAGAGGAUGGACGUCCUGGCCCAGAAAGCCAGCGAGGUGGGCGUGCGGCUGAUGGUGGACGCCGAGCAGACCUACUUCCAGCCGGCCAUCAGCCGCCUGACGCUGGAGAUGCAGCGCAGGUUCAACGUGGAGAGGCCACUCAUCUUCAACACGUACCAGUGCUACCUCAAGGACGCCUAUGACAGUGUCACCCUGGAUGUGGAGCUGGCUCGCCGAGAGGGCUGGUGUUUCGGGGCCAAGCUGGUGCGUGGCGCAUACAUGGCCCAGGAACGUGCCCGCGCCCUGGAGAUUGGAUAUGAGGACCCUAUCAACCCCACGUACGAGGCCACCAACGCCAUGUACCACAGGUGCCUCAACUACGUCCUGGAGGAGCUGAAGCACAACGCCAGGGCCGCAGUGAUGGUGGCCUCGCACAAUGAGGACACCGUGCGCUUCACGCUGUGCAGGAUGGAGGAGCUGGGCCUGCACCCCACCGACUGCCAGGUGUACUUUGGACAGCUUCUGGGUAUGUGCGACCAGAUAAGCUUCCCGCUAGGCCAGGCAGGCUUCCCUGUGUACAAGUACGUGCCUUACGGCCCUGUGAUGGAGGUGCUGCCCUACCUGUCCCGCCGAGCCCUGGAGAACAGCGGAGUCAUGAAGGGCGCCCAGAGGGAGUGGCAGCUGCUUUGGCAGGAGCUCAAGCGGAGGCUCUGCACGGGCAGCCUCUUCCACCGCCCGGCCUAGUGCUGUGGCCGUGUCCCAACGCAUCCUCACCUGGGCUGUGACCACCCAGGGCUACAGCCUGACCUCAACCUCACACACAACACCUUUUACAUCCCAAACUGUGAGACCCCACUGGCCCCUGCCCGUGGGCACCCAGGUGCGGGCUAUGUCCGUUACCUGCCAGAGCUGCUGGGAACUGUCAGAAACCGCCCUCCAGUGAGCAAGCAUGGCUGCAUCUCUGCCCACCGCCACGACC